CGUCGAACGGCGCGAAGCGCGCGACGACACGUCAUGUCACGUGUGCGUGUUACCGCCGCCGCCGCCGUUACGAUUAAAAAAAUCGAAGAGAUAAACGGAAAUUAAAUAGCGCAGGUGUCGCGCGCUUGACUCACGUAGCCACUCAGUCGCGGAAAUUGCGGCGCGGCGUAGUUCGCAACAACUUCGGGUGUGCAACAUGACGCAGGCCGUCGCCGUCUUGUCUGUGAUUCCUAGGUUAGCUUACCACCUGCGCUCGCGGCUGCCGAAUCUGCGCAUUUCGGACGUGGCGCCAGGACAAGCAGAUACUUUGGCUAAGCUUAACGCAGUAGAAAUAUUAGUGGCUGAUUGCGAUUUAUUGAUACCUUACGCAAAGGAGUUGACAUCGGUCAAGUGGAUACAGACGACAUGGGCCGGCUUAGACAAACUCAUUCCAUAUGUGCAGAACACGCCAAAAGAUUACAUACUAACUCGUUUCUCAGACGAAUCAUUCGGUCUGGCCAUGUCCGAAUACGUGAUAGCACAAAUCGUCAAUUAUGAACGUGAUCAGAGACAACAGUACGAAAAUCAAAAGCUCGCCGAGUGGAAGCAAGAAGGCAGAUUAAUAGAUCACAGACACAUACAUGAUUUAACCAUAGGUAUCUUAGGGGUAGGAACGAUAGGAAAAUCGGUGGCGGAAAAGUUAAAAUUAUUUGGCGCAACUAUCUGGGGAAUGACACGUAGCAUUCCGAAAAAAAAAUUACCAUACCUUGAUGAACACAGAACCAUGGACAGUUUAUCGGACAUCCUAGAAAAUUGCGACUACGUCAUUAACGUGUUACCCGCUACUCGGGACACAAUAGGACUUUUAAAUGGCAAUGUGUUGGAACAUUGUAAAGGCAGGAAUACAGUUUUCAUGAACGUAGGACGUGGCUCCGUUAUUAGAGAAGCGGACUUGAUAAACGCUCUUGAGCAGAAGUGGAUUUCAGCUGCUAUUCUGGAUGUGUGUGAAAAAGAACCGUUGCCAAAGGAAAGCAAGCUAUGGAGUCUUCCACAAGUAACGGUCUCACCACACAUCUCGGCUGUGACAAUCUCUCAAGAUGUUGCGAAACUAUUCGCUGAAAAUUAUGCUAGAUACGUAAACGGGAAAAAUAUGAUAAAUGUAUUUGAUUUUAAUGCAGGCUAUUAAUUUAAAGGUUUUAAUUAUAAGGGACGAAGUGCGAUGUUACGCGAUAAUCCAAAGCGUACACACAAUAAAUAUUUAUUGUUAAUGAACAUAUACAUAUAAACGUAAUAAACAUAUACAGUUCGAAAUAACCA
Molecule: messenger RNA, 1296 nt
Organism: Solenopsis invicta (red fire ant)
Lineage: Eukaryota; Metazoa; Arthropoda; Insecta; Hymenoptera; Formicidae
Product: glyoxylate/hydroxypyruvate reductase A
Exons: 4
Coding region: 197-1165 (322 amino acids)
Molecular function (GO): NAD binding
Source: RefSeq, a predicted model, not a curated record